This is a messenger RNA of Paramecium pentaurelia, 7734 nucleotides long. The record is from the annotation of a GenBank genome assembly. NCBI's taxonomy places the organism in Eukaryota, Ciliophora, Oligohymenophorea, Peniculida, Parameciidae.
AUGACCAAUUCAAAAGAAAGACUUAUUAAGUGCUAUAUUCAUCUUUAAUUUCAGCUGCAUUUCAGAAAUGGCGAGGUCAUCAAACUUGACGGAUACUCUACUUAUUCGAAUCGCAUAAAUAGAACCUCCUCCAUUUUGUCAAUUUUUUUAUUCGCUCCUUUUAGAAUUGUUAGGAAUAACAUCAUUUAUUGCACUCUGUCUGUAAUUUCUUUGAUUUUACUUGCUUCUAUUUGGUCUAUGUAAUUUUCAAACUAUAGUAGAGAUUCAGCACAAUAUGAAUUUUAUUUCAUCCUUUCUUUUUAAUUUUUUGCACAUAUAAGUGUUGAAUUGUAUAAUAAAUACAGAAUUAAUGGUCUAGAUAUUAAAUUAAACAAUCAAGAAAAUAAAAUAUUAAAAUAGUGGGAUGAAUGUAUAAGCAAUAAAGAGAUAUUAAAGCGAAUCAAAUAAAAGGCAUCUUAAAAACCUAAGAAUGAAGAAAUUAAAGAAAAGGAUCGUAUUAUACCAAUUAAAAAUGAUCACACUAUAAAGAAUGAUUAAUUAUAACGUUAGUUGAGUUAAAAAAGUAGAUCUUCUGGAAGUAUUAAUUUCAACUUUUUUUUUAAAUAGUUUAAUCUUAAUUUUCUAGAUAAUCAAUUAAUUAAGGUCUUCAUGCAGGAUCUCCAAGAUAAGAUAGAUUUGAUAGAAUGGGAUCAAGAGUAUCAAUGAUGAGUCCACUUAUUCAUGAAGACAUGGUUAUUAAAAAUGAAUUAAAAAUAAAAUUGGUAUAGGAUCCAGCAAUUAGAAAAUUCAUGCAAAAAGUACCUUGUAUAUUUGAGAAACAUACAUCUAGAUCAAAAAAGAUUAUUGAUUUUAAAACUAUUAAUACAUCUGAUAAAAUGGAUCUCAUUAAAUCUAUAACUGCAGCUGAAAUUAAAAUAGGAGAUGUUGUUAUUGUAGAAAGAAAUCAAAUAGCUUCUUGUGAUAUACUAGUCUUGUAUUGUAAUGAUGAAAAUUUUGCUAUUUCAUAUCAAUUAUGCGAAUAUUCAAACACAACCAUUAGGAAACCUUUAGUUUAAAAUAAAUGUAAAAAAUAAAUAUUAUUUAUUUCUAGUUGAUUCCCAUAAUCUUGUCUUAUUCAAAAAGUCUUUUACUGGCAAUAUUUAAUUAAAUGAAAAUGCAAACAAUAUUUCAGGAUAUUUCUAGCUAAAAAAAGAUCCAUAAUCCAAAAUUAUAGAAGAUCAAAAUUUUAUUUUUGCUCAAGAAAAAUUAUUAAACACUCCUUGGGUAAUUGGAAUAGUGAUUUAAGUUGGUUUGAAUUGUCGUUGUUACAAAUAAUUUAAAAUUAGACCAUAAGUUCCUAAUUAUUCAUCAAGAUUACUCAUAUCAAUGAUUUUUCUUUAUUUUGCUUUUUUAAUUGUAAAUUAUUAAUAUUCUAUUAGAGUUAAUGUACAUUAUCACAUAUUAGAAUAGCUAUGUCAAUGAAUAUUUAGAUAUCAUAUCCUUAUUAAUUUAAGAUUUACUUUACUUACUAUUUUUAUUACCUCAUAGUUUCAGAUUCUAUUAUGAUCUAAUUUAAUUAUUCUAAUAAAGCAUUAUUUAUAAGAUAAGUUAAUUGGAUCUAAAAUAAAUCAAAGCAUUUCAUCCAGAAUACUAUCAAUAAUAUAAGCGUUUGACAAUGAAUUUAGAUUCAUUACUAGAGGGAACAUUUGAAUUAAGGGCUAUUAUAUGCAAUAAUCGAAUUUGCCAUUGUAGAGAACAAGAUUUAAUGCUUUAAGCACAAGUAUAUGCAACUUCAAUCUCAAGCUAAAAUAUUUUUAAGACUGCUGAUUCUAAAGAUGAUUCUAAAAUUGUUGAGAUUUAAGCAUCUUACAAUAAUCAAAUAUAAAAUCCUAAAUAAUAAAAUAAUACAUAAAAUUCUGGAAGAUAUUUAGAAGAUGAAAUCUUUAGUUAUGAAGCUUAAGAAGAAAUGGUUCUUAAUAUGCCUUAAUCUGUUGGUUUUAGAUUAAUUAGUAAUUUUACAAAUAAUGAUAAUACUCAAUAAGAAUGUAAUGGACUUAUAUAGCAUUAAAGUAUUAAUCCAGAUAAAAGUGAAUAUUUACAGAAAUCAACCAUUAAUAAAGUUCAUCUUUCAAUGUAAAGCAAAAGUGCUAAAUAGGCAACUCUAAAGGAUAGCAGAUAUGAUAAAAAAUCCAUUUUAUUAAAUGAUUUAAUCAAAAUAAUUACUAGCGAAGAUGAAAUCUAUAAUGUUAUUUUGCUUUAAUUAGCAUUGAAUCAUAUUUCAUAUUCCAAACUUAGGUAUACUUAGACAGGAGAAGAAAAAGUUAAAAAUACCUAAGUUAAUUUGUUGGAUGAGAAACAAAUUUAUAUAGCAAAAGCAUUUGGAUUCGAAUUCAUUUGUGUUAAUAAUGUUUAGUAAAUAUAUAUAAAUAUAAUUAAUUUAGAAAUAUUUCAACAUAUGUUGUUUAAAUCAAUUAAAAACUUUACUCAUUUAAGUUAAUUGAUUUUCAAAUUCAUCAUCAUACUCAAAGGCUCUAUAUGUUAUUUGAAUUAGAUCCUGAUUUUGAAAAACCAUUAAAUGCUGAAUAUAUUUUAUUAGUAAGAGAAUCUAAUUAUAAAAAAUCUGAUAUUUUAGAUGAAAAUAAAUUAAUUCAAAGAUCAUCUAUUCAUUUAUUACAUCAGACAGAUUUAGAGUAACUUCAUUAAAUUCAUUAUUAUUCAUGUCUUCUUAAUCAAGAAGAUGCUGCAUAUUAUGUUAAUUAAUAAUAACUACAAUAUUAAAACACUAUUGAAAGUGAAGAAUUUAUUUAUAAUUAUUUAGAACCUUUUUUGUAAUUUAAUAUUACAUUAGGCUUUAAAUAUAACUUAAAACCAAAAGCUUAAGAAUUUAUACGAAAUUUUGAAAAAUCGGAAUAAUCACUAUUAUUUUACACUGAAUAACGCUUUUCUUAUGCUUACUCUAUUAUUCAUUAGACAGAUAUAUCGAAUCAUUUUAAAUUAACUUUUGAUUAAGAUAACGAUGAUGAUUUAAGAGCUUACCUCAAGAAAUCUUUAUAGUAAUUCACAUAAUUAUUCUCUGAUUCAAAUUGUGUAUCAAAUUCCUAAGUUCAAUCUUUUAAUAAACUAAUCAACCCAAUAUCUUCUUAACUUUCAAACAAAAAAGUAUAAGAGGAUUUAAAUGCAACACCUCCAAUUACAAUAAUUUUGAACAGUUAAGCUUGCAAAAUUAUGUAAAAUAAUAUCUAUAUGACUAAUCAUAUGAAAUUGUUAUUUUCUUUAGCAAAAGUAACACUAUUAUAUGAUGCAAAUACUUAAUCUUUGAAUUUCGUAUAAAAUUUGUUUGAUGAACCAAAUCUAACAUUAAAUUUAAUAUUUGAAAAUCAAACUUUAUUAAAAUGUCAUUAAGGAUAGCAUUUAUAAAUUGCAUUAUUAUAAGAAUUUAGUUACUUUUAAAAAGUAAAGUAUGAAAAUAUCAACAAACAAACUUUCUUCAAAAAUAUGAUAUAAUCCCUUAAAGUUAGAUUAGUUUAUGAAAGAUGUAAUAAAUUUAAAUUAUGAAAUUAGGUCUCUUUAAUGAAUUAUUAAUCUAUCAUAAUACUGAUGCAAUACUACAAGGAUUUAAUGAACUAAAUGAACUCCUAUUUUAUUAUGUUCCUUUAUUAAACAUCUUAACUAAAUAUUAGUUUUUGAUUGCUUUUCAGAGAACUAUAUAUUUUUCAUCUUUUACUAUUACAAUUUACACAACCAGCAUUUGGUUUUUCAAUAAUUAAAAGAAUUUAAUAGUGGAAUUUUUAUUUUAUUCUUAUAUUUAUUCCUUAAUUAUGUAUAUUGCAAUUACAAUACAAUUUAUUAAAUAUCAAGAUAUAAAUACUAAAAGAGAUUAAUAUUAAUAGAAAAUCAUAGAAUCAAUAAUUAGUUAAUCAAAAAAUAAAUCCCAUUAUAUUUAAAUUGCUAUUAAAUGUAAAUUAUUAUUUUAAUUUUAGCAAUUAUACAAGGCAUAUUGACUUAACUGAUAUUUACAUAUUAAAGUUAAAUUUAAUCAGUUGAAGUUGUUAUUGUUUAUUGUUUUCUUUCAAUAACUCUGAAUGAUUUAAUAAGUUUACUACUUUAGAUAGGUUAUUAAUUAAAGAUUGUUGUCUUUAUAAUUUACAGUCUAUCAUAUUUAUUUUAUUUAUUACUUCAUUUUAAUAUUAUGGCUCCAAAUUUAGAGUUUAAAUUUGAAAUUUCAAACUUUUUUGAAAUAUUAUUAGUAAUAUUGAUAUUUUAAGUAAGUGAAUAAUUUUUUUAACAUCAUUUUGUUUUAUAAGUACCUUAAAUGAAAGGAUUAUUUCAAUAGAUAGCAAAUUCAAUAAAUCGUCAAAAAGAAUCUAUUAACUAUAAAUCAACAUAAAUUUUAAAUUUGUAAAGGGAAAUAAAUAAAAUUUUUGAGAAUAUUGAAUAGGUGGAUUUUAAUCUAUAAAAGCGUAAUUUAUUAUAAUAUCAUUAAGUUUUGCUAAGCUAAAAAUAAUUGUUUUAAAACUUAGGUUAAUGGUAAUCCUAAAUAUUCCAAAAAGCAUAAUCAAUAAUGAAAUGGAAAAAGAAAUCAAGAAUUCAAGGAUUAUAGUUAAUUUUCUUUCAUUGUCAAAUGCUCAUUAUUAUUUAUUCUUAAUCUGAUACUAGUUACUAUUUUCUCAUCACCUACAUAGUUUACUAAAUAUUUUUAAUAGUGAUAUUUGUUUUUCAAUUACUUUAUCAUUUGAAUUCAAGAUAGAUGCAAUAUUUAGAAUUGGUUAAAUACAUGAUGUCAGGAAUAGUCACAUUAAUAGCAGUAUUAGGAUUAUCUGUAACUGAAAUGUCAUCUUAUUAUCAUUCAUUUUCUGAAAUCAUUGUGACUUUUUAAAUAUCAAGUAAACUUCAUCCGAUUUAUGAUAAUCGAUUGUAUCUAAUACCUAUAGUUAUUGUUUUAAUAGCCUACUUUAUUAUGUAAGAUCAUAAUUAUUAUAUAAAGUUUUUCAUUAAAUGUUGAUAUAACUCCUUACUUUGUAAUCAUUAAGAUUUCCAUGAUAUUAUUCUUUUCUGUUCAAUAAUAUUUAAUUAAAAGCUAUGUAAUUAAUAAAAAUAUAUAUAUAUAGUUUAUAUUACUUGAAGAGGAUUAAGCUACAAACUAAAUAAAUUUUAUUGAAGAGAACAAUAAAAUUAAUGAUAUUUUGGGAAUUUUAUUGCCUAAAUUUGUAAGACAUCGUCUAAAUGAAAGUAAAUUAAUUUUAAAGUGUAUUAGCUGGCCAAUAUAACAUUCAUUAAAAUUAGGGAAAUGUAGCCAUUGUAUUUUGCGAUAUUUGCAAUUUCGAUUAAAUUAUCAUGGAAGAACAAGAAAAUAUCAUACCAUUUUUGGAUGACUUAUUUCGAACAUUUGAUAAAUAUUGUGAAAUAUGUGGUGUUUAGAAAAUUGAAACUGUUGGUAAAACAUACAUGGCUGCAGCUGGCCUUAAAGCUUGUGAAUAAGAAUUAGCAUAUCUAUCAGAAAUUCAACCAGUUUAAAGAGCUUUAAAUUUGGCUGAAAUGAUGAUUACAUAUAUAAGAUCAAAAUUGUAUCAUUAAUUAAUUAUCUUAGAUGGGGUCAUUAAAGUUAGGCUUUAAUUGGUAAAAUUGGGAUUCAUUAUGGCAGAGCAAUUUCUGGUGUUAUAGGAUUUCACAAACCAUAAUUUUCAUUAAUUGGUGAUACUGUCAAUACUACAAGUAGAGUAUGUUCAACAGGCUAAGAAGAUAAAAUUACAUUAUCAGAAAGGGCCUUUGAAUAAUUAAAAAAUGAUAAAAUAGAGUUUGAAGUGAGAUAUGUUGAAAUGAAAGGAUUAGGCUAAAGGCCAACAUAUGUUUAUGUCUAGAAAGGAAACACAAAAAAUUAUAUUGCAAAAAGUUCAAUUAAUAAUAGUAACAGUAACAGCAGAUAAAAUACAAUGAACAUAGCAAAUAGAGUAAGGACUUAAUCAUUACAAAAAGGAGGUUUUAAAAAGAGAUCUAUUGAUAUCCAAGAUCCUUUAAAUUAACGUUCAAAAUAAUUAUUACAAUUUUAAUUAUCAUGGAACUUCUAAUAAUAAUAAAAUGGUUAAUAGAAUUCUUAAUCUUUAUCAGAAGAAAAUAGCAUAAAAAAUGGAUUAUAGAAUUCUUUAUCCAUUAACAAUCUUAAUCAUUUAUCGUAAGAUCAUGAUCAUGAAGAUAAAUUAACUAGGAAUAUCAAACAACCAGAACUUAUUUAACAAUUAGCAAGUGUAUUUCAUCACAAAUUUCAUUUAGAAGAGUAUCAACCUGAAGUAGAUCAUUAUAUAGAUUACGAUUAAUUAUUAGUAAUUAUUAAUAUUAUAAAUUUAGAAUGUUAUUUUACUUAAGAAUGAGAAUGGCUUAGAAGAAACCCUAAUUCUUUAAAAUUCUUUUCUAUCAUUGCUAAAAAGAUCAUAUAAUUCUAAUAAAAAUAAUUAUUUAGAAUAUCAUUAAUAUAUUUAUAAAUAAUCUGAGUAAGUGACGAAUAAAAUAAUUUAAAUUUAUUCAUUAUAUUACUUGAUUAAACAAUUUUGCUUGAUUGGAGAAUAUAAUUUUAUUUCAUUACCUUUGAUAAUACUAUAAUGGAUUGGAUGUGCACUAAAUAUUAUAUCUUUGAUGAUGUACAAAAAAAGAAUGAUAAACUAUUGGGUAUAAUUGAUUUAUGUAGGAUUAAGUUUUUAACUUAUCAUUGCUGGUAUAUUUGUGAUUGUGGAUAUGUCUUUGUUUUUAAGAUAUUCUCACAUUAUAGAAAUGAUAUUUGUUCAAUCGUUUUUUAGCAAUAUAUAAUUGUUGCAUUUUUGGAUUAAAAUAUUAUUUUGCAUUUGCUCCUUCAUUUUUGAAGCCUUAGUCUUGAUUUUUUGGAAUGAACAUAGUAUAUCACUCUUUUUUGCCUUCAUAGUGAUGAUCUAUAACAUAAAUUAUUGCUACUUUUUGGAGGAGCAACAAGUGGCUUGUUUCAAUUAGAAAAAUAUCUUUUAAAGUCAAUAAGCUAAAGAAUCCCAGUUAUUAUAGUAUCUUCUUCCUAAACAUGUAAAUCUUAAUUAUAUUUGAUAGAUUUUACAAACAUUUCUUGAUGAUAAUAAUAGAACAAGAUGUUUAAGUGAUAAAAUAGAAAAUGUUACUAUUUUAUUUGCUGAUAUUGCUGGAUUCACUGAAUAUUCAAGUAAGGUUACACCUGAAGAAGUCUUGCUUAUGCUUAAAAAUCUAUUUGUUGAAUUUGAUAGAAAAUGCUAUGAAUUGAAUGUUUAUAAAUUAUAUACAAUUGGCGAUUGCUAUGUAGCAUUUGGUAUGAUAGAUUACAAUGAAAGAAACCCUGCAGAAGAAGCCAAAAAUAUUGUCGAUCUUGCAUUCGAAAUGAUAAGAAUUAUAGAAGUUGUUAGAAAGCAAAUCAAUUUUGAUGGACUUGAUAUGAGAAUUGGUAUACAUACAGGUUGUGUAUUUGGAGGAGUUAUGGGAACAGAUAUAGUUAGAUAUGAUAUCUAUGGACAAGAUGUUUUAAUUGCAAAUAAAAUGGAAUCUAAUGGUAAAAAGGGAUAGGUUCAUGUCAGUGAAGUUACUAAACAACUGCUUGAGUAAGAUUAUGAAGAUAUUUAUUCUUUUACUUUCAAUACUAAAGUUACACUAAAUGCAAUUAACAGAAGUAUAGAUGGCUACAUCAUUGAAAGUUUAGCAGAAGAUGAUUUUCCAUCAGAUUAAAUUAAUUCUUAAUAAAUUUAAGUAUAAUCUUUGCAUUCAGAACAUUGA